This is a messenger RNA of Pollicipes pollicipes, 2414 nucleotides long. It is a transcript of the gene qtc, whose product is annotated as GRIP domain-containing protein quick-to-court. The record is from RefSeq and is a predicted model, not a curated record. Lineage: Eukaryota; Metazoa; Arthropoda; Thecostraca; Pollicipedomorpha; Pollicipedidae. The coding region runs from base 250 to 2250 and encodes 666 amino acids. The transcript has 8 exons.
CAGCGCCGCUACUCGCUGCGCGCCGCCUGCCCCUGCGGGCCGUGCCGGGAUCCGAUCUCGCGUGGGUGGCGGAUUGUCCAGCUGGUGUGAAGUGUGUGCGGAGGGUCUCGUGAUUGCGCUGGCGCCGGGGUCACUGCCGAGUGACGUGUGGGACAGUUCGAGUGGAGGAGACGCUUGAAUUCUGACCAGUUUUCGUCUGGUCCGGUUCUCAGCGGCGGUUGCAGCCUGUUUUUAAAGCGCACUGCACCAAUGGCAGGCAAGGACGAGCAGACGCCGCCGACCGCGAGGGCCUGCCGACCACGGAGCGGUAUGUCGGACAUAGGUGCAACCAAUACCGCCGAGUUUCAAAAGUCGCUACGACGAAGCGGGUCAUUGCGGCUUCGAGGGGAGGCUGUGCCUACUGGAACACCAUCACCCAGAAGGGAGAAAACAGCUGACUCGCUGCGGCCACGGCGUGCACGGUCGUUCCGGAGCGCGGCCAGCACGCCGGAGCCGGCGGGGCGCGGGGCCUGCUCGCUGCCGCCGAGCCCGGCCCUGAGUCGCAGAAGCUCCACGGCUGACAGCUCGUGGGAGACGCGGUCGCUGCUGGGCGCGGAGUCCCCGUUCAGCACGGAAGGCAUCGCCCGGAACGGCACCACCUUCUCAUCCCGCUGCAACAAGUACGUGGUGCACUGCGCCAAGAGGGUGGACGACGAGCACUACCUGACGCCGACGCAGCGCACCACGCGCGACCUCAAGCGGCUCCGGGCGUUGCUGGACAAGGCUCAUGACACCAUCCGGGAGAGAGAUGCCGAAGUGAACCGGCUGAAGCAGGAGAUUGUCUUUCUAAGGCUACGCGGAACGUCGUCUCAUGACGCCACUGACGCUCCUGCUGACCUCGGGGCUAUCGACCGGGUCAGUGACCUGAAUGGUCACCGAGAUGAGGCCGAUUGCGUGGAGCAUGGGAGCUCAUUCGAUGCUACUGAGGUGCCUUCGCCUACGUCAAAGAGCGCCUGCCCCGCACCUACGGCAGAUGAACCAGAGAUGAGCACAACGGACAAGCCGACGCUGCUGCCAUCUGUGUGCGACUCAGGUAACUUUGACUGCCUGACGUCGCCGAGCGUGAGCUCCAAGGAGUCGGGCGAUAAGAUGGCGGGCAUGGAGCUGGAGCAGCGCCUUGGCGAUGACUGGGAGGAGACGGAGCACUGGAUCGAGUGGGAGGAGAAGCGUCUGCGCGAGGAGAGCGAGCGGCGCAUUACUGAGCUCAAUCGACAGCACGCCUCCGAGUACCAGGAGAUGAAGGAGAAGUACAACGACAAGGUGGAGGGACUGCUACAGAAACUCACAGAGGCAAACAGCAGGUACUUCGAGCUGCGGCCUCUGUACGACGCCAGCCGACUGCGAGUGGGCCAGCUGGAGUUACAGCUGGAGACGACGCGUGUUCGCGCCGAGCGACGCGACGCGCGCGAUGGCGCCACGCAAACCUCUGCUGCGCCGAUUCUGGUGGCGGCACAGUCGCAGACACCGCAGCAGCCCGCCCAAAUGUCAGCACAGUCGCAGACACCGCAGCAGUCCGUCCAGGUGCCAGCACAGUCGCAGACGCCGCAACAGUCCGUCCAGGUGGCAGCACAGUCGCAGACGACGGCAGAGCUAGCUGUCGGGGAUCCUGUUCCGGCGGCUGCAGAGUUAGCUAUCCGACAACAGCCGACUCAGGUGGCAGCACAGUCACCGACCCUGCAACAGCUGGCCACCAAUGAUCCUGUUCAAGUGGCAGCGCGCGCAGAGACUCUGCAGGAGCUGUCCCAGGCAGGCAGUAGCGCAAUCACCGAUUGUGCAGCAGCUAACGCCGGUGACGUCACUGACGGAGGCGUCUCAACUAGCCGGCGGGGACCCUGCACAGAUGGCAGCACUGACGCAGAGGCUGGAGCUGACGGAGCGCGAGUUGGACCGCGUUCUGAAGCUGCCGAUGCCGAACGGCUGCUCUCCGCCAUGCAGAGUCUGUGCUACCAGCAGCCGGGUCUUUCUCGUCAAAGCCUGUACUGUCAGCAGCUGGCAGUGCUGGAGGACUCCCGGCUGAGCUCCGACCCAGCGUCGCGCGAGAUGGACCCGCCGAUGCGGCUGCAGUUCCUCAAGUCGGCCGUGUUCCACUACCUGACCGACCGGGAGGAGUACGCCGGCCACAUGCGCGCCAUCUCGGCCGUGCUGCAGUUCUCCGACUGGGAGCGGCAGGAGGUGGAGCGCGUGCGAGCGCGCAAGCUGAGUCACGCCUAGUCACACGGCCGCAGCGGCGCCGCGGGAGGUGGUGUGAUGUCACUGCAAGGGCACGCUUUGCACGAUGUACCCGUCACAGGCCGCACGUUGUACCGGUGGGGAGCGACGGUUGGCGCGCGCUGUUUGAUUAGAUGUUUUAGUGCAAUAUAUGCGUUGGGUUCUUU